Molecule: messenger RNA, 1201 nt
Organism: Zea mays
Lineage: Eukaryota; Viridiplantae; Streptophyta; Magnoliopsida; Poales; Poaceae
Product: protein trichome birefringence-like 19
Exons: 1
Coding region: 4-1107 (367 amino acids)
Cellular component (GO): Golgi apparatus
Molecular function (GO): O-acetyltransferase activity
Source: RefSeq, a predicted model, not a curated record
CUUAUGAUCCUUGCGUUCGUGAUCCUGCCUGACCGCGAGAUGCUGCCGCCGCCGUUGGUAAGCGAUGACCAUGGCGGUGGCAACCUGUCAUGCAACAUCUUCAAGGGCGAGUGGGUGCCGGACCCGGGCGCGCCGCGCUACACCACGGAGACCUGCCCGGUGAUCCACGGCCACUACGAUUGCAUGAGGUACGGCAGGCCGGACCUCGGCUUCGUCCGGUGGCGGUGGCGUCCCGAGGGGUGCGAGCUGCCCCGCUUCGACGCGGCGCGGUUCCUCCGCGCAACGAGGGGCAAGUCCAUGGCGUUCGUCGGCGACUCGCUUGCCAGAAACCAGAUGCACUCGCUGGUAUGCCUUCUGGCGCGCGCCGAGCAGCCGGCGCCGUGGACCAACGCGAGCUACGUGUUCCGCUUCGAGCGCCACGGGUUCACCGUCUCUUUGUUCUGGUCCCCGUUCCUCGUGCGCGCCGUCGAGACGGACCCAGACGGCCCGACGCGGAGCGGGGCGGGCCUGUGGAGCCUCCACCUCGACGAGCCGGACGCCGGGUGGGCGGCGCACGCCACCGAGUUCGACUACGUGGUGGUCUCGGCGGGGAGCUGGUUCUUCCGCCCCUCCAUGUUCCAUGUACACGGCCGUCUCGUCGGGUGCAACGGCUGCCUCGCGCCCAACGUCACCGACCUGACGCUCCGGUACUCUCUGCGGAUGGCGUUCCGGACCGCGCUCCGCGCAGCCGUGGACGCGCCAGGCAUUGGAAAGCGCUCCAGGAGGACGGUGGUCGUGCGCACGCUCUCGCCGUCGCACUACGAGAACGGUGACUGCGCGCGGGCGCGGCCGCUCAGGCGCGGCGAGUGGGAGAUGAACGCGGUGGAAAAGGACAUGUACGCGAUACAAGCGGAGGAGUUCGGGGCGGCGAGGAGGGUGAGCAAUGGGGCCAGGAUGCUACUGCUCGACGCGACGGAGGCAAUGGCGCUGCGGCCGGACGCGCACCCGAGCAAGUAUCGUCUGUGGCAGCCUGACCGGUUCAACGUAUCGCGCGACUGUUUGCACUGGUGCCUUCCCGGCACCAUGGACGCCUGCAAUGACAUGCUGCUCCACAUGUUGUUGCAUUAAGUAGAAACAUGCCCAAUUCAACGCAUUGCCAUUAUUCUUUUAUCAUUGUUUUGUUCACACGUCAUACAAUCAACCAAAUUAAAACUGCGCCUGA